Choloepus didactylus (southern two-toed sloth) is the source of this 8671-nucleotide messenger RNA. RefSeq names its product cilia and flagella associated protein 46 (gene CFAP46). The coding region runs from base 110 to 8290 and encodes 2726 amino acids. Lineage: Eukaryota; Metazoa; Chordata; Mammalia; Pilosa; Megalonychidae. The record is from RefSeq and is a predicted model, not a curated record. The transcript is spliced from 59 exons. Gene Ontology annotation, biological process: cilium movement involved in cell motility; axoneme assembly.
AACGGCCGUUGGGCCGCGCCGGACUCUCAGAGCAGGAUCGGCCGCGGGCGGCGGAGCUCGGUGGGAGCCCCGGAGAGGUCGCCCGGCCCCGGUCGCCGCCCUCGGCGCCAUGGACCUGGCCAUCACCGAGCACCUGGCCCGCGCCAAGAGCCAGCGAGACGCUGCCGCGCUGCAGAAGGCCUACGCGCUCAUCAAAUCCGCCAACCUGGGGAAGUCGGAGUUCGACCCCUCGGAGAGCUUCAGCCCCGACCUCUUCGUGCUGUGCGCCGAGGAGGCGCUCGAGAUGGGCCAUCCGGACGUGAGCGAGGACUGCAUCCAGAUGUACUUCAAGGUGAAGGGGCCUGUCACGCAGUUUCUGGGCCGCGCGCACUUGUGCAGGGCCCGGCUGUGCGCCCCAAGGACGGCCGAGAACUUGGAGGAAUUUGAAAACUGUGUGACUCAGUAUAUGAAGGCGAUAAACUUUGCCAAAGGGGAACCGAGGUAUCACUUUUUGGUUUACAACGCAUCGGUCCUCUACUGGCAGAUGGUGAGGCCCUUCCUCAAGCCUGGGUACCGCCAUCACCUGAUCCCCAGCCUCUCCCAGAUCGUGGCCGUCCUAAACCAGACCGACGAGGAAGACAAGGAGUGGCGGGCUGAGCUGGCGCUGGAACUUGUCGAGUGCUAUCUGGAUGCUGGGAAAAACGAGGAGGCUGCCAAAUUUUGUUCCACGGUUGCACCGUUCAUAAAAGCUGACGUACCACAGAAAUAUCAGCAGAUAUUUUCUGUCAUGGUGCGUUACGAGUUAAUGGAGGAGUCGCAGCUAAAGGAAGAAGCGAAAACGUCUAUCAGCCUGUCCGUCUCCUUCUACAUUAAUAUGCUCAAGGCAAAGCUGGAUAAAAGGGAGUUGCCCGAAGACACCGAUGCGAUUCUGAAGAAAGCCUACAAAAGUUUAAGUCACCACAAUCAGCAGCACUUCGCUUCCGUCGGAGAAGAGAGAAUUCUUUUGCUCUUUGAAUUGGGUCGUCUUUCAUUGAUCUUGAAAUGCACGGAGAUCUGUUCUGGGUGCAUCUCAGACCUGAAGAAAAUUGACAAUGCGGAUCCUGGGAUGCUGAUUGAAAUUGAAGGUCUGGAGUGUGAAUUUGAAGCUUUAGGACUUAAAAAUAAUAUUAAAAUCUACACCCGAGAUGCUGUUGAGAGGCAGCUGAGCAUAAUAAGCCGCCUGGACGUGGCGCUGCAGCGUGCCACCCGCCUGGGCGACCCCCGGCUCAUCCACGUGGUGUGUGCCACACAGUGGAACGUCUGCCUGCCCCUGCUCCAGCACAACCUGCGCCGCCACCUCCGGAAGCCACUGACCAACAUCGCUGAGGUCCUGGAGAAGGUGGACAGUCUGAUGGUCCUGCUCCGCUGCCAAGUGCACAUGGAGAUGGCCCAAAUUGAGGAGGAUGACGACCGGCUGGAGCCCGCCCUGGAGCACCUGCAGAAGGCCACGCACCUCGACAGCCUGGGACUCUACGAGGACAGGCUCAAGAUGGCCUCCAACCGGCUACACUUGUGCACCAUGCUCUACCAGUCCCCUGAGCGGGCGGAGGACAAGGCCAUCAUGGCCAUCGAGCAGGCAAAAAAAGCCACCCCCAAAGACAGCGUCAGGAAGAAGCGGGCGCUGCUGGUGAACGCGGGCCUCGCCUUGGCCCCAGACGCCUUCCAGAUCGUGCUGGACAGUGAGAACGAGGCCAAAGUUUCCACUGGGAAAAAUAAGGGCCGGUUCGCCUACCUCUUUGCCAAAGCUCGCCAUUACAUCAUAAGUGUGGACAAAGCUGGCGGACAUUUAAGGCAUUUGGGAAAUGAAAAUGACAAGGAAAGGAUACAGAUUUGGGCAGAGUUGGCCAAGGUUGCCCGGAAGCAGGAGGUGUGGGAUGUGUGUCGGACGGCGAGCCGGUUCUGUCUGCUCUACGACAGUGCCAAGACCAAGCAGCUGUCGAAAAUGAAGAAAGGAAAGAGGAAGAAAGGCGGGGACGGUGCGGCGCAGGACGGCUGGGGCCGCUCGGAGCUGCCCCUGCAGAGGAAGCUGAGCCCCGAGCUGCUGCGCAAGUUCGCGGAGGUGGGCUUCAUCAGCGCCGAGGCCACGGUCCAGUUCCUGCGGAAGCAAGGCCUCGAGCUGAACGAGCGCCCCGUCCCUCCAGAGGACUUGAGCCAGCACCCGGCUGGCUACGUGGCUGCGCCCCCCCAGGAGACCGCCGAGUGGGUCGCGUACAGCUCCUGGAUCGAGGGGCUGUCGCAACACGCCAUGAGCAACUGGCUGCGCGCGGCGGAGAUCGGGCGGGAGCUGGGGGAGCCCUGGGUCGUGCAUAACGCCCUGGUCUACGUCCUCAACCACAACCACCACCUCCUGGUGGCCGGGCGGCAGAAGGAGCUGGUGGACGCCCUCGACUGCCUCCUGGGCAUCGUCAGGACCACCGGGCACAACGGGGACCCCGUGGCUCUGGCGAUGCUCUGCAACGCCCUGGCGCGAGGAUUGCUGCUCGGCUGGGUCCCGGCCCAGGCCGCCGAGAGGGUGAAGAGGCCGGCGCGGCCCAACCCACUGCACGCGCUGGACCCGGGAGCCAGCUCCGAGCUGCAGACGGCGGCGGAGGUCUGCGAGUACGCCUUGAGCCUGACGGGCGGGCGCACGCCCGAGGAGACAGUGCCCACCAACAUGCGGCAGCAGCUCGUCGCCACCUGGGUGAAGGCCAAGCAGCUGAUGCAGCAGCAGAUCGGGGCCCGGCUGGGCCCGGACGAGCAGAGUGCGAAUGAGGACGUCAAUGCAGUGACCAAAGUGCUCGUAGCCCUGGAGAUGUACUCGUGCAACGGGCUGGGCCUCAUGGAGUUUUCUGUGCCCCCCUUGGCUCAGCUGGUGAAGAUGGCCUCGGAGUGCACCUGGUCAGACCGCCUGGCGGAGCUGCAGACCCUCACGCGGCUGAGCCACUUCGCCCACGCGGCCCACCACCACGAGCUCGUCAUGGCGUGUUCCCAGGAUGCCAUCCAAACGGGCGUCCAGUGUCUGAGGACGCUCGCACCGACCGAGGCCCGGCUGGUGGCGGAAAUGCUGAGCGCCGCGGCCUGCACCCAGGGCAGGAGCAUCAUGGAGAACCUGAAGGGGCGGAAGCAGCUGCGCCUGACGGCGGCGAAGGCCUUCGCGGACAGCGCCAGGUUUGGGGGCAUUGCUGGCAGCAGCUCCCUGGUGAUGCUGGCCGCCCGGCACUUCUGGAACGCCUGCCUCCCGCUGCUGGGGUCCGCGGCCAACAGGAGGAGGGUGAGGGGUACCACCCAGGAGAUCAUCAGCAUCAUCAACAAGACGGAGGCCAAGAAGGAGGAAGAAGGGAAAAUACUGCCUUUGCACCAGUGGCCUACAACGGAUCUUCAAAGCAGUGGGCUGACAGAGGGCUAUUUUCUCCCAGGGGCCGAGGAGGACCUGUCUCUGCGUGUGGCCCUCUACGGCCUCCUGUUCCACGGCCACGCUGACCAGGACGACUGGGAGGGCGGCCUCAGGGUGCUGGACCAGGCCGUGCAGGUGCUGCCGCGGACCACCCACCGCCUCCUGAUUUUCAAGCACAUGGUGAUCGUGAAGGCCAAGCUGGGCCAGAACUUCACCAUGGAGAUGCAGAAGUUCCGGGACGAGAGUGAGGGCUACCUGGCACACAUGUGGCAUCGGCUGGCGCAGAACUCGAAGGAUGUGCAUGGGGAGCUGACCUGCUACUGCAACGCCAUCCAGGCACUGCAGAAGCCAGAGAACGAGUGGCAGAAAGUGGACUACAUCACAGAGUUCAGCGAGUGGCUCUACCACAGGCAGUUUCCUCUCGAGGAGGUGACCUUCCACCUCAGGUGGGCCAUCGACAUCCUGCUGGGGCUGGGGGCCCCGGGCAGCGCGGCCGAGCCAGCAGAGGAGCACGUGCCGGGCCGAGCAGCCACCGAGAGCCCAGUGUGUGCACCAACGGCGUUCUCCUUGGAUAGUCUGAGAAGUGUGAGGCAGCUGGACGCGCUGGCCCGCGUGCACACCCAGCUGGCCGUGGUGGGGUCGCCGGGUGCGCCCUGGUACCGGGAUUGCUGCCUGAUGGCCGUGGCGCUGAUCCAGCGCAUCUGGCAGGUCUCUUUGUUAACAGCAGGAAAGUUACUUUCAGAAAAUAAAAUUCUAGCAGCAACUAGUUCACAUUUAUUAUUACUUAAAAAAGAGAAGGAGAAAGGUAAAGAAAAGGAGAAAGAAAAGGAGAAAAGCAAAGAGAAGGAGAAAAAGGAGAAAAGUAAAGAGAAGGAGAAAGAGAAGGAGAAAAACAGAGAAAAGGAGAAAGAGAAGGAGAAAAGCAGAGAGGAGAAGGACCGAGAGAAGAGCAGGGACCCUAAACAGUGUCAAACCCCCGUUCCCAGCAAACCUCCUGAAGACCUGCCGGUGAGCAUAGAGCAGUGGGCAUCCUACUCGUGCCCGGAAGAGAUCGUGUCUGUGUUUAAACAGGACCGCAGGGACUUCACCGUGAACCCCUCAAGCAUCCAGAAGCCGACCUACACGUUGUACUUUCUGGACCACCUGGUCACGGCCCUGCGGACCAUGUCCCUCUGUGAGCUCACGGUGCCGGUCCUGCAGCUUGGCGUCCUCAUCGCGGAGGCCGUGGUGGACAGCAAGAGCCUGGCCGACCUCUACCACCUGCGGCUGGCCCAGGUGAGCUCCGACCUGAAGCUGCGGGCCGCGGCCGCCCACCACGAGGAGGUCGUCGGGCAGAAGCACCUCAGCGAGCUGGAGCAGGCGAGCUGCAGGAGAGAAAUUGCACUGAGAAAAGAGAGAAACAAGGAACCGGUGUUAGAAGAAAGCCUGCACACCCUGAACGAGCCGACAGCGCCGGCCUCACGCGCGGAGAUACGGCCCCCGGGGGCCAAGGACAAGAUCCUGAGGCUCAGCGCGGAGGCCGGGAACGGCCUGGACGGGGCAUCCUUCCCCCACCUGUGGACCCUCAAAGCGGAAGUUCUCCUCGAGAUGGACCUGCUCCAGCCCGCGCGGCUGCUGCUCUCCGAGGCGCACCUGGCCUUCCAGGAGCUCGGUGAUCCCUGUGCAGGCGCGAGGUGCUUGUGCCUUCUAGCACAGCUGGCAAACAAGGAGAAGGACUACGGCAGAGCGAAGAGAAUGAUCGAGAAGGCCCAGCGCCUGGGAGGAAACGAGGAGUUCUGGUAUACCUCGACCCUGACCCUGGCGGAGGCGAUCCUUUCCACGGAAAACGCAGGGAGUAAAGUCCUGGUCUGCAGCAUCUUUCAGAAGCUCAUCGACGCCUUCAAAGGCCUCACGACGGACAGGCCCAACAGGGCACCCGCGCUGGCGUUCAUGGCUGCCGACCUGGAAGCCAGGCACCUGAGCCUCCACGUCCAGGCCGCCCAGGAGGCCACGGACAGCGAGCCCUCGGGGUCCCAGGCCCAGCUGACCAAAAUGGCUGACCGCCUGCUGGAAAUCGAGGAGAAGUUUAUCAACAGUGGCCACAGAGAGAAAGGUGUUGACAUAAAACUGGAGCGUGCCAGGAUAAAGAGGUUGUGCGCCCAAAAUGAGAAAGACGAGGAACAGAAAACUGCCUACUACCUGGAGGCGUACGACCUGGCCCAGAGCGCCGUGGCCGAGGAAGAGGAGAUAUUUCACAGCGCUCAGGACCUGCUGUCCCUUCAGGAUGUGCAGAACGUCAGCAGCCCCCUGAUGCGGAAGCUGGGUGGCCUCAAGCUGGGCCUGGCCGAGGUGUGCCUGGACAUGCUGGAGCUCGCCUGGGGGCAGGUUCUGCAGCGGCAGACAGAGCAGGGCUCGCUGGACAAGCUGCUGGCAGACUACCUGCAGGACCCGGGCGACUACAGCUCCAUCGGCCUGAAAUGGUUCACGCUGAAGCGCACCCUGGCGCACGUGGCGCUCGCGCAGCUGGGGAGCCUGCAGCCGCUCUGCACCGGCAGCCCCGGGACCCGCGCGCGCCUCCUGGGCCUCGCCGGGAGGGCCCUGCGCCUGCUGGCCGUGAACGCAGACCCCGUGCGCCCCGCGUCCUACUGGGAGGAGAGCCCGCCGGUUGAUGCUAAAACGAGUGCCCUGAGGUCUCCCGAGAUGGAGGAGGAAGACGAGGAUGGCAAGGAGCCUGCCAGGGCCCCCCCGAUGGUCAGAGUAGCCCCUGAGGGCCACAACCAGAAAGGCGCAGAGCUGAAGAGGAAGCUGGCGCUGGCGCAGCGGUACCUGGCCCAGGCAUCCGAGGUGCUCCUGCAGGGCCUACAGGUGGCCCUGCGCAGCAGUCUCCUGGACGUCGCGGCGGCCGCCAGCCUGCAGAUGGUGGAGUGCUUCGGCACCCUGGACCCCGCGGCCACCUGCCAGUUCCUGGCCCUGUCCCAGAGCUGCUCGGCCUCGGAGAUGAUGCGGGACGUCCUGCUGGAGGCCACGGCCAACACCAGCAGCUCACAGCUGGCAGCCCUGCUACAGCUCCAGCACCGGCUGAAACGCCAGGACAAGACAUCCACCAGCCUGUAUGCCAGUGUGGAGCAGAGACUGGCCACCAUCUCCAAGGCCUGGCGGAACCUCUGCGUGACGGAGCAGCACUUCAGCCUCCUGCACGAGCUCCCGCCCUUCCGCGUGAUCUUCCUGCACCACUCGCGGGACAGGUCUCUCCUCUACGGGGCUGCCUACAAGAAGCCCAGGUCUGUUCCUGGGCCUAAAGGGAAGCAGCUGCAAAUGGGAGGUUUCUGCAAGGUGAUGCGGGUGACCGUGGACCCCGGCGCCUUCUCCGACCUGUUGGCCGGUGCCCGGCAGCUCCGGGAACAGAUGCAGGCCAGCACGUUCCGUGACGACGCAGCCCUGGCCCCAGGCCUGGUGAGGUCGCCGGGCCCACUGGGCCCCAGGGCACGGCACCCACCCCCAGGCCUCCACAGGCACCAGGCAGCUCCGAGGGGCGGGGACAGACCUUUCGGGGGCAGGGCCUUCCCGUGCUGCCGAGUGGCCCCCUCAGCCCCCAGGCUGCUUCUGGAAAGGGUGGGGAGCUGGGUCCUUUGUGGUGGGGGGAGCAGGGCCAGGCCCUUUUCCAGGGGUCGGGACCCACAGGGUCUUCGCCCCUUGGCUGACCUCGGGCUGCUGUUUGGGCCCGUGCGGGAGCUGGGCGGUGCGGAGGAGGACGGUGACCUGCGGAGAGUCAGCAGCGUGCUGCGGCCCCUGGAGGAGUACCUGCGGCCCGUGUUCCCGCUGCUCACCUGCCCUGAGGCCAGGAUCCAGACGCCCACGUUUGUGACAGAUUCGGGGAAAACAAAGGGCAAAGAGAAGGAGAGGAAAGUGUCUCUGCUGUCAGCUGUCCCCUCCACAGGGCAGCCCGAGGCCAGGGAGGACAUCAUCGUCAUCGUGGACAGCCACCUUCUGGAGCUGCCGCUGGAGGGCCUCUCGGUGUUUGAGGAAGGGACCGUUUCCUCCGUGUCGCGAGAGUUCUCUCUGCAGAUGCUGUGGAACCGACUCCGUGGCGAGGAAGCAGAAGGCAACGUGAAGAAGGAGAGCCGAGGCAAAGAGCCCAAAAGGAAAAGUCCUGCAAAGAAGGGCCGGAAGGGAACCGUGCCCCGGAUAAUCCCUCCGGACUGCAUCGUCAUCGACUUGGACAACUUCAAGUUCGUCGUGGACCCCUACGAGGAGGCCAAGGGCGCGGAAAUUCUGUCUCCCGUCUUCAUAACCCGGGACAUUUUAGAAAGAUUCCGAGACACUUUCACUUCCCGAUGGGUCGGACAUCUGGGAAAUAAGCACUUUCCAAGCCAGGCCGAGUGGGAGCAGCUUCUGGGCAGCUGCCAUGGCUUCUUCUUCUACGGCAUGGAGAGCUUCCUGUCACAUAUCCUGGUGGAGAGACUCGUCGCGAUGAAUCUGCAGGAGUGCCAGCUGAUGGUCCUGCUGGACCUGACGCGCUCCCUGGACAGCUUGCGGCGCCGACUGGAGCUGGCGGAGAGCAAGAGCGCGCUCCAGCUGUCCCUGGAGGAGCCCCUGCAGACGGCCGUGCUGCUGAGCCUGGUGGGGGUCCGCAGUAUCCUAGCGAACCAGUGGCCCACGCUCCUGCAGGACAACGCCGUGCGGGCCAGCGUCCUGUGGGAAAACCUGCUCGCGGUAGGGAAGCCAACCGGGAGGGCCGUCCGGCUGCUUCAGAAGAUGGGGAGCGAGGCCACGGCAACCCGAGAGGAGUCCGCUCGGACCUCCAGGGACAAGCUGGCGUCGCAGACCCUGCCCCUGCCGCAGCAGCUCCGCAGGCCUGAGCUCCUCCCGGCCGCCCUCAGCCUGGUCCUGUACGGGCUGCCGCACCUGGCCGUCGGGUAGCGGGGUCGGCCGGCCGCCCCUGGGGUCUCAGCGGUUUCUCUGGGACCUGUUGCCUCAGCUCCGUCCCUCCCAGGAGCCCCUCUCCCCCCAGGCCCCUGCCCGCUGUGCCCGCCCUGCCCUGUGUCCGCCAUCACGGCGGGCCCUCGUGGGGCCUCUCCUCAUGGGGUUUAGGGGUGCGGCAGGAGCCAGACCCCAAGGCCGCCUGAGUGCCCAGAACCCUUCCCGCCGUGCGCACCCUGUGGUCCCCAUCCUCGGGGGUCCAGGUGGGGGGGCCUCCUGCCCCGGGUCUGCUCAGACCACAGAUACCUUCUCUGCCCAGAGCCCCACCCCACAUGCCGAGCUGCCCCCACUGGACCCCACAAAUAAACUCGUCCGACUACA